This is a messenger RNA of Clunio marinus, 216 nucleotides long. NCBI's taxonomy places the organism in Eukaryota, Metazoa, Arthropoda, Insecta, Diptera, Chironomidae. The record is from the annotation of a GenBank genome assembly.
AUGAAAUCAAGAAACGAGUUCAAGAAGUUACAAAAAGGAAGGAAAGUUAUAAAUUUUAAAAGAUUAAUUAAACGCCACGAAAUGAGGCAAGUUUAUAGAGUUGGCGCUGGUGAAGUGAGUGAAAGAGCGAGAAAGAAAAGAAAAGGCUUCGCAAGAGAGUGUAGAGAGGGUCACCAAUCAAGCGAAACAUCACUGAACAUCAGUUCGAAUGUGUAA